Messenger RNA from Cooperia oncophora, 1383 nucleotides. NCBI's taxonomy places the organism in Eukaryota, Metazoa, Nematoda, Chromadorea, Rhabditida, Trichostrongylidae. The record is from the annotation of a GenBank genome assembly.
AUGACGAGCGUGAUUGGCUACGAACAACUGAAAGUUCCAUAUUCUGCUUCAACUGGGGACUGCCACGAUACUUUGCUGGAAGACGUGAAAAUAGAGAGCCAAUCUGAAAUACAGAUGCAGCCAGAGCACACGAUGGAUACAGAUACUGCAGGUGGUGAUGGACCGCUGUGUCUUUCGACUUUCUUUCUCUAUCAAAACUUGAACAGCGAUGUGGAGCAGAUGGAGGAAGUUGCUUACCGUCCUAUUGUAUCGACAAAUUACUUUGACUGCAAUCCGCUUGAUGCGGCCUCAGCUUUUGGUCUUCGUAACAGAAUGAUGCGUAAAGAUUUUUCUUCGGGAUUGGAUGACCAUCUUGCGGCUAUGCCAAUUUGGAUAAUCGCAAAUGCAAAAGAUCAACUAGGAACAACAUUCGUAGGAUGCCAACGCACCAACAACAAAAUCUCCACUUUCCACACUAGAUGUUUGGGUCGAUUUGGAGAAAGCUGUGAAAGUACCAUUAAGAUGCUUGAUAAUCGUUUCAAACAUGGUCUCGAAGCAAAAAGCAAGGCGCUCGCCUUAUAUAGUAUCUUAGGAAACAAUGUCUCUUCCACAUGGGGACCACGAAGAUGCCUUUCUAAGAUGACUCUAACAUUCAAAUGGGAUGCAAAGGUCGAGGGCUACCUGUGUGCACCGCCUCCAUCGGCGUCUGCAGUGUUUCACUUUGCGCCUGGAUGGAAAGACAAACGUGUCGCUCUAUUGGAGGCUACGGAACAGCUCGAGUUUUUGCUAUUGAUGGCAAAUGUUCUGGAUUCUGGUUCCACGAUGGUGUGGCCUCCUGGGAACGAGGGUAAUGUAGAUGGUUUGCUCGAUGAAGUAAGGCAACUUAUAGCGCGAUACCGUAUCCAGAAUGAUGACGCGGAGAGAACCCUUCACGGAACUAGACAUGUCGACUUCACUGAGCUUUUGUGGGAUAUAUUGAAAAAGUGUCCGGACUACAAAGCCUUAGUGGCCGCUCUGAAUAUCGUAUUCGAUGCUCUGAAGCAAUGUCGCAUUAAUGCUAUUUUACACGAAGACAAUAAGUCAUCAAUAGCACGGUUGAUACGCGACGCCCAAUCACAGGACUUGAUGCUUCCUCGGCUAGAAGCGCUGACUCCUAUCCAGAUUCUGCUAGAAAUAGGAUAUGAACGCUUUAAGAGGGAUAUGGUACAAGCGUACGUUACGGCGGGCUUCAUGACAAAUGAUACGGAUCUUGACUUGAAACCGCAGCCGAAUGCUUCACUUGAAGAGAAGGUGCGAGCACUUCUUCCUCUCCAUCUGGCUCUGCAGACGAUGCUUGAGAUGAAGCGCUAUCUAGCACUACCCGAUCACACGUUGAAUAAUCUAACAAGGUUUGUAUUUCAAUAA